Porites evermanni is the source of this 554-nucleotide messenger RNA. The record is from the annotation of a GenBank genome assembly. NCBI's taxonomy places the organism in Eukaryota, Metazoa, Cnidaria, Anthozoa, Scleractinia, Poritidae.
GCCAGCCAAAAUUUUAAAUUCAGGAUUUUGGAAUUCCAAAAUCUUGAAUUCAGGAUUUUGGCUUACCAAAAUCUUGAAGUCAGCUAAAAUCUUGACAUUUAAAUUGCGCUCUCCAAAAAAUUAAAAUGAGCCAAAAUCUUGAAUUCAGAAUCUUGCAUUACCAAAAUCUCCCAAUCAGGAAAAAUCAUGAAUUCUGAAAUUUUGAAAUUCUCGAAAAUCAUGAAGUCAGCGAAAUUUUGAAUUCAGAGUUUUGGCUUACCAAAAUCUUAGAGUCAGCCAAAAUCUUGCAUUCAGGAUUUUCGCUCUUCAAAAUAUUAAAAGCAGCCAAAAUCUUGAAUUCAGGAUUUUUGCUUUCCAAACUCGUAAGUUUAGCCAAAAUCUCGUAUCUUGAUUUCUGGAUUUUGGCUGACUGUAAGAUUUUGGUAAGCCAAAAUCCUCAAUUCAAGAUUUUGGCUUUCCAAAAUCCAGAAGUCAAGAUUUUGGCUUUCCAAAAUCUUGAAUUCAGGAUUUUGGCUUUCCUAAAUCUAGAAUUCAUGAUUUUGGCUUACCAAAAU